Dioscorea cayenensis subsp. rotundata (Guinea yam) is the source of this 2331-nucleotide messenger RNA. Its product is annotated as BTB/POZ domain-containing protein At3g22104-like. The record is from RefSeq and is a predicted model, not a curated record. Lineage: Eukaryota; Viridiplantae; Streptophyta; Magnoliopsida; Dioscoreales; Dioscoreaceae. The transcript has 3 exons. Bases 622 to 2223 code for a protein of 533 amino acids. Gene Ontology annotation, molecular function: protein binding.
GAGUUUGCAUGCAGAUCUUCAACUUUUAAAGGAUGAUGUCAAGGCCAUGCAGUUCAAGUUCAAAGCUAAAACCACUCAUGAUGAAGUUAGGGAAGGUUUUGUCAGAAACCAAUUGAUUUUUUAUUUUUGAUAAUUUAAAGAGGAUGUGGUAUGGUCCCCAUGCUAAGCACCUCCCAGCAAAAAAAAGCAGAAUCACAGGGAAAGCAUACAUUAAUGUGGACCAGAGAGAAUAAAGAGUUUGGUAUAUCUUGAGUCUUGAAUCAAGGUUCACAUGGUAACUAAAGUAAUUCCCUUCAAAAGUGAGUAAGAUGUUUGUUGAGAUGAUGUUGUUUUAGUUUUUAUAGUUUAGGCACCAAGUAAGAAGACACUAUGAAAACAAAUGAAACAAAACUACAGUCUGAGGAGAGAGUUGGCAGGAAUGUGCCAGGUCCCUCAAAGCCAACUGUUUUGCUUCUUUCUGGGACUUGACACAUUAGAAUUGCUUCCUUUCUCUCUUUCUCUACAUUGACCAGCCAGUGCUUUUCUUUUUCCAAAUUUGUUCUAAAUUCCUAUCACUAUUGUCCUUUCUUCUCUGGUAUUUGUUUUGUAGUUUUCUUUGUUUUUAAUCUUACUUGGGUUUAAAUGGAGGGAGCUUGUGUUCUUGAGGUUGAUGUUAAUGGUGAAGAGAAGUUCUUCGUUGAUAAGAAUGUUCUCUCAAGAUUUUCAGGCAGGCUAAGCAAAUUGUUCGGCAAAACAUCGGUAACAGGAACUUCAAAGACACUGAAAGUUAUAUUCCAUGGCUUACCAGGUGGCCCUGAUGCAUUUGAGCUAAUGACCAAAUUUUGCUACAACAAUGGCAGCAUCCAGAUAACUCCAAUCAACACUCUCCUUCUGCAUUUUAUUGCACAUUUCAUGGAGAUGACCCAUGAUUUAAUAAUGCAAACUGAAAAGUCUCUUGAAUGCAUUCCCUACUGGACUUGGUGUGAGACCCUGAUUGCUUUCCAACAAUGCCAAGAGUUCUUUCAAGCAUCAAACUCAUCUGGUGUUCUUGAUAAAAUCAUAGAUUCUCUAGUUCGAAGAAUCGUGACUGCUAGUGAUACAAGUCCAUUAAGUUCAUCACCUGAUAGCUCUGCUCUUCGGUUAUCAUUCGAUACAAGAAGCACUCUAAGUAUGAGAAACAGCAAUCACCCUUCUUCUUGGUUUGAAGAUCUUUUGAUUCUGAACUCUGAUACAAUUGAAAAGUUUAUCAAUUGUAUGGUUUCAAGAAAAGUAGACCAUUCAACAAUUAGCAGAUUCCUGUUCUAUUAUCUCAAGCAUAGAAACCUCAAUGCUCCCACUGAUGAGAAGCGAAAAACCACAGAAAUUAUCAUCGGUUUGUUUUACUCUCUUGACACAGACUCAUUCUCCUUUAAAAGCUUGUUUGGAAUUCUCCGAAUGUCUUCGUCUCUUGAUUUAAGCAAGUGUUGUAGAAGUAGAUUGGAGAGUAUGGUUGGCAGUCAGAUUGAUGAAGCUACAUUGGAUAGUUUGCUAGUUUCUGCUGCUGAUCAGGGGAUGCAAUGUCUUUAUGAUGUGAAUCUUGUUUUGAGGUUCUUGAAAUAUUUUCUGCAAAGCAGUGUUCAAAUAUGUGUUAAAAGAUUGAAAAAGGUGGGAAGUUUGAUGGAUUUAUACAUAACUGAAGUUGCUCCAGAUCCAAAAUUGAAGCCUUCCAAAUUUGUUGCAUUAAUCACAGCUCUCCCAGAUUCAUCAAGAGAGUCUCAUGAUGCAAUGUACAGAGCCAUUGACAUGUAUCUUCAGGUUCAUUCUGGAUUAGCACAAGAAGAGAAGAUGAAGAUAUGUUGUGCAAUAAAUUACGAGAAACUCUCAUCAGAAUCAUGCAAACAUCUAGCCGGAAACUCGAAAUUUCCAUCAAGAACAGGAAUUCAAGCACUCAUAUCUCAGCACUCAAAGCUGAAAAACCUGCUUCAAGUUCAAGAUACCAACUACUUGAGAAAAUUCAGAAACUCCACUCAUAAAGAACAACAACUGAAUGAUACUGAGAAUGAACAGGUAAUUCUUUAUGCGAAAAGAGUUGACAUCUCAAUGGAAGAUGAUAAGCUCAAAGCUCAUCUGGAAGGGAUGCAAUGGAAAGCAAUGGAAUUGGAGAAAAUCUGCAGCAAAAUACAAAACCAAAUGACCAGAAUCAUGAAGAUCAAGUUAUGUAGUCCCAAUGGAGGACUUAGAUCACUUCCUAAACUUUGUUCAUGAUUUGUAGUUGUAUAAAUUUUAUUUUCAAUAAGAUUACUCCAAUAUUUUUGCUGCUGUAAAGUAUCAUGACAAAAUUCCUGCAAAUGUUCAGUAACUUUAACUGGUGAA